Molecule: messenger RNA, 3032 nt
Organism: Aegilops tauschii subsp. strangulata
Lineage: Eukaryota; Viridiplantae; Streptophyta; Magnoliopsida; Poales; Poaceae
Product: polyubiquitin-like
Molecular function (GO): protein binding
Source: RefSeq, a predicted model, not a curated record
UUCAUCAUUUUGUUACUAAUCUCCUAAAGAUCUAGUAGAUGAUUUUGUUGGUUUACUUGCUUUAAACAAUUUUGAAGCAUCAUGUUUUCUAGAAAUUGAGUGGAUCCAAGUGUUCAUAUUCCUUAUAAGAUAGAUGUUUCUUUCACUGACAUACCCCCUUAUGAAUUGACCUUGCACACGACAAGUGUGUUCGUUGUCAGCCUUCUAUGAUUAUGGCAACUUGAACGUCUUCCUGCUUCUGUUCAACACUUACAUUUCCCCAUGCUUCUUUCUGGCCAGUGAAUCAUCUAAUUUGCAAAUUGUGACAUCUUGCCGGCCAAAGGUGAAUUUCUUUUCACUCUCUCUCUAUGGGCUUCCUGGAGCUAUGUAAUAACCGAGCCGCGGUCAUAUUUUUUAUACAAAAAUGAGUUCAGGUGGGCGAUGGCCCCCCGUUGACUGCCAGAAAAAAAGGUGAAUUUAAGGGACAAUAUCCUAAAUAUAGUGUUGACUCAAUCUCUAGUAGGGUAUACCUACAUAUAGUGUGUGAUCUUGAAUGUAUUUGUUAGGUCCGUGGGUUAAUUUAGAGGGGUGAUGCAACAUAUAUGGGGCUAAUCUCAUGAGAUUUGUCAGAUCCUAGGGCUGGUUAGAUUGAGAAUAUCUAACUUGCUCUUGUUUGACUCAUCUAUUUAGAAGAGGGAAAUGACUUAUUUGUAGGAUUCUCGAGUAGCAUGUCUUUAUCACAAUAUCUGUCAACGUUGUGUAGGAUAUUUGAUUUUCUCAAAAAAAAAAAACAUCUAUCAAGUGCUGACAACAUAGCACAGAGAUAGCUCUGAUGUUUAUAUUUGUAAUUCAUUCUUAUGCUAUGGGUCGAGUGAACAUCCCUAGCCUUUUUGAUCUGAAUAAGAUGUAUUACCCCGUGCAACACCAACUGUUAACCGUGGGACCUGAUGAUUUGUUGUGGUUAAUGUGCAGAUUUCUGUUUUUGGUUCUACUAUCCGUUGGAACCUCAUUUCAUUUAUCGUUCUGUGUCUUCAAUUAAAGCAUGUCGUCUAAGAUGCUAAUGUUUUGUGCGCCCGUUCAACAGAUGCAGAUAUUUGUUAAGAUCCACUCUUCAAAAUUUCGCAAAAAAAAAAGAAAAAGAUUCACUGUUUUAAGACUAUCACUCUUGAGGUCAUGGGAUCAGAUACGAUCUGGGAUGUCAAGGAUAAGAUUCAAGACAUGGAGGGCAUCCCUGCAGGCCAGCAAAAACUCUUGUUGGGCAGCUGUACCCUUGAAGACUACAAUAUCAAGGAGGAGUCCACCCUCACCCUUGACCUUUCCCCGCAGAUGCACAUCUUUGUGAAGACAUUGACUGACAAGAUCAUGACUAUUGAGGUUGAGCAAGCAGACACCAUAGACAGUGUGAAGGCAAAGAUUUUUGAUGAAACCGGUAUUUGCCCAGGGAGACAGCAUCUCGUCUUUGCUGGGAAUGAGCUGGAGGAUAGCUGCACCUUGGCUGACUACAACGUGCAAAAUGAAUCUACCCUUCAUAUCGUGCUUCGCUUCAGGUGUCAGAGAGGUGGGAUGCAUAUCUUUGUCAGGACACUGACUGAUAAGAUCAUGACUACUGAGGUUGAGGGAGAAGAUAGCAUAUACAGUGUGAAGGCAAAGGUUUUUGAUGAAACCGGCGUUCCCCCUGGCAGACAGCGUCUCAUCUUUGCUGGGAAGCAGCUGGAGGAUGUCCGCACAUUGGCUGACUACGGCGUGCAAGAUGAAUCUACCCUUCAUGUUGUGUUUCGCGGCCUCACGUGGCAGAGAGGUGGGAUGCGCAUCUCUGUCAGGACGUCGGCUGGGAAGAAAGUCAUUGAACAUGCGUAUAAGCGCAGGCAGACCAUUGACAACAUCAAAGCGUGGAUCUACUCUGAGUUGUGCAUUCUCCCGGAGCAGCAGCAGCUCUCUGACCAGGGUGGCCGAAGAGAUCUGUCGUUCGUGCACCCUUGUUCUGCAAAUCUGUCCUGGUCGGUGAGACGGAUGUAAAUUGGUCCUUGACUGAUGGUGGAAAUUGUGGGAUCGCAGAGUCGGUAGAGGCUGAACUUGAAGGGCUGGUUUAGCAUGCAUGGGGUCAUUUUGGUACACUGUAGGGUGUAAAAUGAAAUAUAUUUUUUUUGAAAAGGAGGGUGUAAAAUGAAUGAAGUAUUGUAGUUUCUGGGCUGGUAACAAGAGUCACUCGCAUACCUAUGUACGUAAGUAUGUGGGGUUUCCCUGAAGGAAUAGUAUAUGCUUGUAUGUAAGCACUUGAUAAUUUCAGUGUGACACUUAUGGUGUCCUUGGCCUAAAAAGUAAUGUUGAGUUUGGUGUUAAGUAGAGAAGGAUAUAUGCAUAUGUUCCCUUGAUGUCCAGAUAUUAACUGUUGAUGAGCAUUGUGCUGCUCUGUUUUGCCUACAUUUUUCGUUUUCUUUUUUGUUUCUUUCCAGAAUACCCUAAACCAUAUAGAUGCAGACAAAGCUGGAUGAUGGGGAUCUUCACCAAUCACCAGGGCUGAUAACUACAGCAUUUGCUUGUCUCCUCCAUCAAAUUAUUCGAGGAGAGCACGUCGUACAAGGAUGUAAUUAUUCUGCGCUUGCAUCCAUAUAAAUUCUGGAGUCGGUAAAUUCUGCCGCUAAUGGAUUUGGUAGGGGAUAAGAGGUAUUGACAAAAGUAAUUAAUUCCUCUGAAAACUAGUUUUCUCCCUGUGUGCUCUGAUGUGCAUUGUUUGAUCGACCGAUGAGUGAACGGUUGCAAGGUCUCUCCUGUCUUGUUCAGUAAAACAUGUGCCAGGAACAGAUAAAACCCAGUGAGAGACCAAAGCAUCAUACUGUGGGUGCUAAUUAGGGUGAGAUUACAAGUUGCUAAAAAAUGAUUGUUAUUUGGGGAAAGAUUAGUUAAACGUACUACAUUACUAUGAAUGAUGCGGCCCAUGUGAAUGACAACUAGUACAUUUCAACCGCCAUAAUGAAUGACAACUGUGAAUGAUGCGGCCCUCAGGUUGCCUACGCCAAGCUCGUUCCCCAAACAAACAGUAACAAUGGCACAAU